Molecule: messenger RNA, 4213 nt
Organism: Austrofundulus limnaeus
Lineage: Eukaryota; Metazoa; Chordata; Actinopteri; Cyprinodontiformes; Rivulidae
Gene: lmo7b
Product: LIM domain 7b
Biological process (GO): regulation of cell adhesion; regulation of signaling
Molecular function (GO): protein binding
Source: RefSeq, a predicted model, not a curated record
GAAGUGACAGGAAAAUCCUUUGGUUGCAGUGAUUUCCGUGCAGCGUUGGAGAACGGAGUCCUGCUUUGCGACCUCAUCAACCAGUUGAAACCUGGCAUCAUCAAGCGGGUGAACAGGCUCUCCACUCCUAUCGCCGGCCUGGAUAAUGUGAACGUUUUCCUGAAAGCUUGUGGGAAACUUGGCUUAAAUGAGUCUCAGCUGUUUCAUCCCGGCGACCUUCAGGACCUGUCCACUCGAGUGACACUCAGGCGAGAUGAAAGUCAGAGGCGAGUCAAAAAUGUACUGGUCACUGUGUACUGGCUCGGUCGUAAGGCUCAACUAGACCCGUUUUACUCUGGUCCUCAACUGAAUUUUAAGGCCUUUGAGGGGCUUUUAGGUUUGGCUUUGUCCAAGGCUCUAGAAGAUGGCAGUAAUGUGUGUGUGAAAGAUGGUGGAUACAAAGAGUCCCGUUCCUCAGAGGAAGAUCUGUGUCAGGAUGGAAGACAGACUUCAGUCGGGGGGAACUCUGAGGACUGCUUCGAGUCUCUGGACACCCGAGCGCUCCGCCCACAUGAUGAAGCUUGUGGAAGUGACGCUGAAGCCGAGCAGGUGUUCAGGAUGGACAGUCCSAGGCUCUCAGCCCACCAGAGCAAAGGCAGCAUCCCACCAUCGCUUCGACGAAAACAAGGACGGGAGGAGAACCCAGGGGCCGCUGCGAGUCCGCUCCCCAGGAGCAAAUCCCUCAGCGACAUCCCGAUGGUGUACCCUGCGCGUAAGGUUUCAAAUGGAAACCCCAUUUAUAAUAAAGGACAGGACACCGGCCUGUUGAGGGGGUGGAGCCAAGAAAGUGAAAGGAAGCGCAGUAUUGCUGCCAAGGACAGCGAAGCGCAGUGGCAGGAUGUCUUGACAAAGUGGAAGAAUCGCCGCAGGAGUACCAAGACUGAGCUCUACAGGAAGUCCCAGGACAGGGAGCAUGUCAUUAUUCAGGUGGCUGAUGGGGCGGCGCUGAGCUAUGAAGCGCAGGGUGGUCCCAUAAAGAGAUUCUCCAGGGACCAGUCACCAUGGCAGCACAGCACCGCUCCCCGUUUUUCCUCCAACCCCUCUCCAUCAAAACCCUCGAGUUCUGAUCUCAGACCUCACACUCGAGCUCUGCUGGCCCACAGCUGCGCCACAGAGGACCCCGUCGGCUCCAAAACCCACACUCAGGGAUCAGCAGUGGGAGCCAUGCAGACCUCUGCUGGGAUCAUCUUCGAAGAAGAGAAAACCAAUUUUGCAUUUUUAGCUUCAGAUGGAGCAAGAGUCACCACACCUUCUCUGGAUCACCCCUUCACCUCUCAAACCCAAGUCAGAGCCUUCAGCAGCCAGGCUCCACCUGAUCCGGCCCAGCCUCAAAACGCUCCAACAGAUAAAGGCUCCCUUGUUGCUUCGGAAAAUCCAAACAAAUUUCUCCAAUCAACCAGCAGCCUGAACCCUGCUUCAUCCGGGCCACGUCAAGAAAAACCUCCAGUCAACAUMAAUCUGAAAGAGAUGAAUUUUUCUUCAAACCCGGUUAACGAGGCCGGAGCCGACACAACUAAACUUUUGCCCGAUUCGAUCCGCAAAGCUCAGGAAGAAAGCCGCAAACUGGACUGGGGUUCAUCGGUGGACCGCAGAAACCAGCAGGCUUCAGGGAACUCCAAAUACACGUCUAGAACCGUGUCGUGGUCCAGCUCGGCCAGCCUUCCCCGGGGUUUCCGCCGCUCCGAGGGUUCCUCCCGUAUCUCUGCUGCAGUCACAGCCAGACCCUUUGGGAUCAAGCAGUCCAGGAUGUCGUCGGUACCGAGGCGCUACAGCGCUGACAACAAUCAGGUUCUGCUGUUGAGCAGCGAGAAGGAGGAUUCUCCCCUUGCUUCUCCCAAAUCCUCCAUCAGAAGACAGACUGCAGCUGCCAACCUGAGGGAUCAGUACCAGGCGUCGGUCCGACAGAAAAAAUCCAGCCAGGCCAGGCGGGACGGCGCCGAGCAGAGACAGGAAGUGCCCGAGUCGUCCACUCAAACCCAGAUCCUACCUCAGCCUCAUCCAAACCUGCAGACCUACCACAAUAAAAGCUGGAGUCUCCCAUCUAAAGCAGGGAGUGACUACUCAAAGGUUGAUCAUAGUGACAUGAGAGUGAGCCUGACUCUAAAACCCAACAGUGUUCCAGACUUUGGUUUCCAAACUCUCUGGGACUCCACAGGGCUGAGAGUAAAAUUCAUUCAACCUGCCAGUCCAGCGGAGCACUGCCAGCUGCGUGUGGACGAUGAGAUUGUGGCAGUGGACGGCGUCUCCGUGGCACACCUGACCUCCGGCCAGUGGAAGAAUAAAAUGGCCUCUUCCCUGCAGACGGGCAGCCUGACCAUGGACGUUCGACGAUAUGGUAUCAAGGGUAAAUACUGGAGCAACAGUAAAGAGAGUCAUCCCACCCGGCCUGGACAGAACAGGAUGACCCUCAAUCUGACGUCCACAGCCCCGGUUCUGAUGGGCUACCCCGACCACCAUAACAGCGUGGCUUCAACAGACACACAAACAUCUAAAUCUGACUGGCAGAAAGAAAAUAUAACACAAGAAGCCAUGGAUGGGGUUGUUUCUGAGAGCUCUGCUUUAACCAGGAGUAAAGAAUACUGUAGUGUCACUAGGCAGAAUCAGAAAAGGAGAGAAGAUUUUUUCAGUGAGAAAGGAGGCUCAGAAUCUGCCAUAUCAGAUAUCCAGGUGCCCGCCCUGAGCCCCUCCGCCUGCAGCUGGUCGUGGGACCGAGAGGAGGAUCGCAGGCGUCAGGAGAAGUGGCAGGAAGAACAGGAGCGCCUCCUACAGGAGCAGUACCAGAGGGAUCAGGAGAGGUUGGAGGCGGAGUGGAGACAGGCCCAGCAGGAUGCAGCAGAAGGCAGGAAGUUGCAGGAGAACACGCAAGAGGUGACCAGUGGCCCUGAAAGCCUCAGCUCUGGGAUUUACAUGAACGGACUGAUGAAGAAAACCCCAGCAGACGAGCAGAGACCUGGUGAAGAUCUGAAGGAAGUGGUGAUAAAACAGAGUGAUGCUCACAGACCACUGACUGACAGGAUGACUGAAAAUGAUUGGGCUGAGGGCUCCUCUGGCUUCACUCGGCUGUCGCCUGCACACAGGGCACUGUCCUCAUCUACCCCAUCAUUAUCUGGACCCUACAAGCAACCCAAAGGUGAUCAGAGGAGAAGACUGGGACGGUCCAUGUCCAAGGCUGAGCGAGACCGGCAGCAGAUUUUGGAGGAGAUGAAGAAAAGGACCCAGCUUCUGACCGACAACAGCUGGAUACGUCAGCGCAGCAACAGUUUCCACAAGGAGCCAAUCGAUGUUGGUGCCUCCAUAAACAGAUAUGAUUCUCUGGAUAACCUGGAUACAUUGUCCUCAAACUUGGCUGCAACGUUUUCCUACCCUCGCCCUCAUUCGGCUGCCGGAGGCUACGUCGUUCCGAGUAGAAACGCUGCUUCUCGCUACAGCACGGGCUCGAUUCAAAGAAACGAUUCCCCUCACUACGCCAGUGUGUGGGCUGCUACAGACAUCUUGGAGGAACAGAGAUUGGAGUCCAGGUCCAUGUCAGGAACAGGAAGCCCUAUUGUGAGCACUGCUAUUUCCAACUCAAGUCCACAGGUACCAUGUGACCAACACGAUGUUCUCCAGAUCGAAGAGUGAACAGAACGACCAACAGCCUCUGUUAAUGGGAAGUGUGGAAAACUGCACCCCUAAAGCCAAACCAUGACUUGUUUCCUUUUUUUGUGGGUUUAGUUAAAAUGAAAUGUGAUAUAAAAUUAAAACUGUUUGAUCACGACAAAGCAAAUCUUAACAGGUGAAUUUUUUAUUGGGUGGACAAUAUUUAGCUUCAAUUUUUCUUAYUUUGAUCUAGGUUAUGUGGAUAUAUUACGACUUGCAGAAAAGUAGAAACUGUUGAUUCAUGGUAUGUUUUUGAAGUCAUUGUUUAUCACUUCUGUGUGCUAACUUCAGUCUUUACUCAGCAUUGCAUUAAAUAUAUCAGGCUUAUCUUCAGAAGCUCUUAUUGUAAUCCAGAGACAUUUAAAGAUGCACUGAAGCACUUUCUGUUCACUUGGAAAGUCUCAAAGUGCACAUUAGGAUGAGUCAAUGAUAUAUAUCUAUAUAAUGCAUUAUGUUACUAAUAUAGAAAGUGAUUAAUUAAAAUGUUUUGUUGUUUUCUUAUGUAAAUAAAGUGCACUAAAGUAAAUCCAACCGA